CCGAGGAAUUUUUGGGGUGCCUGACCCCAAGGUUCACAGAGGAGACAAUUCAGGAUUCCCCUAAAUUAAUUUAGGUUAAAUUUGGGAUUUUUUGGGUCUCCCAGGCGCCACGGAGGUGACGGCAGAGAGAAAAUUUGAAUUUUUUUGUGAUUUUUUUUGGCAUUUCUGCCCCCAAACCCCGAGGAUUUUUGGGGUGCCUGACCCCAGGGCUCACAGAGGAGACAAUUCAAGAUUCCCUUAAAUUAAUUUAGGUUAAAUUUGUGACUUUUUGGGUCUCCCAGGCGCCAUGGAGGUGACGGCGGGGCGAAAAUUUGAAUUUUUUUGUGUUUUUUUUGCAUUUCUGCCCCCAAACCCCGAGGAUUUUUGGGGUGCCUGACCCCAGGGCUCACAGAGGAGACAAUUCAGGAUUCCUCUAAAUUAAUUUAGGUUAAAUUUUGGAUUUUUUGGGUCUCCAGGCGCCAUGGAGGUGACGGCGGGGCGAAAAUUUGAAUUUUUUUGUGAUUUUUUUGGCAUUUCUGCCCCCAAACUCCGGGGAUUUUUGGGGUGCCUGACCCCAGGGCUCACAGAGGAGACAAUUCAGGAUUCCCUUAAAUUAAUUUAGGUUAAAUUUGGGAUUUUUUGGGUCUCCCAGGCGCCAUGGAGGUGACGGCGGGGCGAAAAUUUGAAUUUUUUCAUGGUGUUUUUUUGGCAUUUCUGCCCCCAAACCCCGAGGAUUUUUGGGGUGCCUGACCCCAGGGCUCACAGAGGAGACAAUUCAGGAUUCCCUUAAAUUAAUUUAGGUUAAAUUUGGGAUUUUUUGGGUCACCCAGGCACCAUGGAGGUGACGGCAGAGAGAAAAUUUGAAUUUUUUCGUGAUUUUUUUGCAUUUCUGCCCCCAAACCCCGGGGAUUUUUGGGGUGCCUGACCCCAGGGCUCACAGAGGAGACAAUUCAGGAUUCCCUUAAAUUAAUUUAGGUUAAAUUUGUGACUUUUUGGGUCUCCCAGGCGCCAUGGAGGUGACGGCGGGGCGAAAAUUUGAAUUUUUUCGUGAUUUUUUUUGCAUUUCUGCCCCCAAACCCCGAGGAUUUUUGGGGUGCCUGACCCCAGGGCUCACAGAGGAGACAAUUCAGGAUUCCCUUAAAUUAAUUUAGGUUAAAUUUGGGAUUUUUUGGGUCUCCCAGGCGCCAUGGAGGUGACGGCGGGGCGAAAAUUUGAAUUUUUUAAUGGGAUUUUUUUGCAUUUCUGCCCCCAAACCCCGAGGAUUUUUGGGGUGCCUGACCCCAGGGCUCACAGAGGAGACAUUUUAGGUUAAAUUUGUGCCUUUUUGGGUCUCCAGGCGCCAUGGAGGUGACGGUGGGCACGGCGGCGCUGGCCCUGGCGCUGCUGCUGCUGCCGCUGCUCUACGAGCGCUGCGGCUCCUUCCGCUUCUUCUGCAAGAUGGGCUUCUACAACGGCUGGAUCCUGCUGCUGGCCCUGCUGGCCAUCCCCCUCUGCGCCCUCCGGGGCAGGGACGUGGAGAACAUGAAGAUCAUCCGGGGGCUGAUGCAGCACGUCAAGAGGCUCUACGGGAUCCGCAUGGUGGUCCGGGGGGCGCAGCACUUCCCCCCACGGCAGCCCUACGUGGUGGUCAGCAACCACCAGAGCUCGCUGGACCUGCUGGGGAUGAUGGAGGUGCUCCCAGACCGCUGCGUCCCCAUCGCCAAGCGCGAGCUGCUCUACAUGGGCGCCGUGGGCGUGGUCUGCUGGCUCGGGGGCAUCAUCUUCAUCGACCGCAAGAGAACGCACGACGCCAUCAGCGUCAUGGCCGAGGCUGCGCACACCAUGCUCAGCCAGGACGUGCGGGUGUGGGUGUUCCCCGAGGGCACGCGCAACCACAGCGGCUCCAUGCUGCCCUUCAAGCGCGGCGCCUUCCACCUGGCCGUGCAGGCCCAGGUCCCCGUCGUCCCCAUCGUCAUCUCGUCCUACCAGCACUUCUACAGCAAACGGGAGCGCAGGUUCACCGCCGGGCAGUGCGUGAUCCAGGUGCUGCCGCCGCUGCCCACGCGGGGGCUGGGCCCGGCCGACGUCCCCGCGCUGACCGAGCGCGUCCGCGCCGCCAUGCUGGACGCCUUCGAGGCCCUGUCGGCCGAGCUGCGGCCUCGGGCCACGCCCGGUGACCCACGGCGUGACCCACGGAGUGACCCACGGAGUGACCCACGGAGUGACCCACGGGGUGACCCACGGGGUGACCCACGGAGUGACCCACGGGGUGACCCACGGGGUGACCAAUGGAGUGACCCAAGGAGUGACCCAUGGAGUGACCCACGGAGUGACCCACGGAGUGACCCACGGGGUGACCCAAGGGGUGACCCACGGAGUGACCCACAGAGUGACCCACGGAGUGACCCACGGGGUGACCCACGGAGUGACUCAAGGGGUGACCAAAGGAGUGACCCCCGGAGUGACUCAAGGGGUGACCCACGGAGUGACCCCCGGGGUGACCCACGGGGUAACCCACCGAGUGACCCACGGAGUGACCCACGGAGUGACCCACGGCGUGACCCACGGAGUGACCCACGGGGUGACCCAAGGGGUGACCCACGGGGUGACCCACGGAGUGACCCACGGAGUGACCCAUGGGGUGACCCACGGAGUGACCCACGGGGUGACCCACGGAGUGACCCACGGAGUGACCCAUGGAGUGACCCAUGGAGUGACCCAAAGGGUGACCACCGCAGUGACCCAAGGAGUGACCCACGCAGCCCCACGGCCACCCCAAGUAACCACUGCAGUGACCCAAGGAGUGACCUCCAGAGUGAUCGCCACAGCCCCACGGCCCUGAGUGACCCCUGGAGUGACCAACACAACCACACGGCCCUGAGUGACCCACAGAGUGGCCACCACAGCCCCAUGGCCACCCAGAGUGACCCCCAGAGUGACCACCUCAGCCCCACGGCCACCCAGAGUGACCCCCAGAGUGACCGCCACAGCCCCACGGCCACCCAGAGCGACCCCUGGAGUGACCGCCACAGCCCCACGGCCACCUGGAGCGACCCCCAGAGUGACCCACAGAGUGACCACCACAACCACACGACCACCCAGAGUGACCGCCACAGCCCCACGGCCACCCAGAGUGACCCACAGCGUCCGGCGGUGACCCAGAGUGACCCCCAGCGCCCCCCAGACCCCUGGAGUGCCCCCCGGUGUCCGGCAGUGACCCAGAGUGACCCCCAGAGUGACCCCCAGCGCCCCACGCCGCAGUGA
Messenger RNA from Haemorhous mexicanus (house finch), 3222 nucleotides. RefSeq names its product clumping factor B-like. Gene Ontology annotation, molecular function: 1-acylglycerol-3-phosphate O-acyltransferase activity. Lineage: Eukaryota; Metazoa; Chordata; Aves; Passeriformes; Fringillidae. Gene Ontology annotation, biological process: phosphatidic acid biosynthetic process. The record is from RefSeq and is a predicted model, not a curated record. The transcript has 6 exons. Gene Ontology annotation, cellular component: endoplasmic reticulum; membrane. The coding region runs from base 1321 to 3222 and encodes 633 amino acids.